UCAAACCCCCCGAUCCGGGCCUCUACUCAGGUCUAUCCUCUUUGGAACCGGCCCUUAGAGUCCUUAAUUCAUAGCCUUCAUCACAGUUCUUAGUUGCCGAAGCUCGAAAGUUCACGACUAUGUACCCUUUUUCGUUGUUAGCGGCAACGGCUAUGGCGUUUUCCGCGAUCGAUUCCAUCACCGCUUGUAAUUAAAACCAUAAAUAAGCAACAAUUUUCUUACGAAAUUAAUUUUCGAGCCAGUGUCUAACCAAAGCCACGUGUCCCCAAACGGCCUUCUGACAUUUUCCAACAGAAACACUGCGGCAUGCUGAGAAGGGAUAAUGGCUGAGUUUGUGGAUGGCUGGUUUUUCGGACAUACCCUAGGGGAAGGCGCCUAUGGGGAAGUAAAACUUGUGAUAAACAAGACAACCGGCGAGGCUGUGGCUAUGAAGAUGAUUGAUCUGCAGAAGCAUCCUGAUGCUAAGCAGAAUAUGAAGAAGGAAGCGACUGUCCAUCGAAUGCUGUCGAAUCCGAACAUUAUUAGAUAUUAUGGACAGAGGAGUGAGGCUACAAUGGAGUAUAUUUUUUUGGAGUAUGCCUCAGGAGGCGAACUCUUUGAUCGAAUUGAGCCUGAUAUUGGUAUGCCAUCAUGGGAAGCUCAAAGAUACUUCAAGCAAUUAAUUUCAGCAGUAGAGUAUUUGCAUGGCCAUGGAGUAGCUCAUCGUGAUCUUAAGCCAGAGAAUCUCCUCUUAGAUGAUAAGGACAACUUGAAAGUGUCUGACUUUGGUUUGGCGACUGUUUAUAGACUGCAGGGUAGAGAGAGACUCUUGGAGAAACGAUGCGGUACUUUGCCUUACGUUGCACCUGAGGUAUUGGUACAUCCAUAUCGCGCAGAACCAGCUGAUGUUUGGUCGUGUGGAAUCAUUCUCGUUGCAUUAUUAGCUGGUGAGUUACCUUGGGAUGAGGCGAAUCCACAAUGUCCAGAAUAUGCAGCAUGGAUAGAAGCAAAAUAUAUGAGUUUGACCCCCUGGAAGAAACUCGACACAAUUCCUUUAGGUCUUAUUAGAAACGUUCUCAUCCACGCACCAGUCUCAAGAUUUAAAAUCACAGACAUUAAAACUCACCGGUGGUAUCUGAAGAAUCUCUGCAAAGAUAACUCUGAAGACUGCAUAGAUGGAGGUCGGUUAAAAUGCCUGCGUUACGACGAAGAAGCUAUCACAAGACUUGGUCUGUCCCAACCUGAAUUCCCAGAUACAGAGAAUCAGGUUUUCCAGAUAAACCUCGACGAACGUCCGGGGUUUUCAUUCUCACAACCAGCUGCACUGGAGGAUCUCUUCCUGUCAACGCAGCCUGUGCAGAAUACUCAAACAAGUCAAAACACCUUCCAGAGGCUUGUAAAGAGAAUGACGAGGUUUUUCGUCAAAACGGACUGUGAAGAAACUGUCCGAACACUUGUAAAAACGCUAAAAGAGCAGAAUUACACGUGCCGAGUUAAUGAUGUUGGAAUUGUAUUCUUCAAUUGUAUGUAGCUGCCUAUUCAAGCCCUGUUCAACUUCUUCGGAGCUACUUCCUAUAACGAAUAAUACCAUGUCAUCGGCGAAUAACCUAAUAUUGAUGUCAUUUCCAAUACAUUUUACUAUGUCGUUAAUAUAUAUCAGAAAUAACAGAGGUCCCAAUACCGAUCCCUGCGGAACUCCUGCUUUUACUUCUUUUUUCUCCGAUAUUCCCGAGCGAUAUAUUACAGUUUGAGUACGUUUAUCUAGGAAGGAUUGAAACCAAUUCCAUACCUUGCUAUCAAUACCAUAUUUUUUCAUUUUUGCCAACAAUAUAUCACGAUCCACAGUCUCAAAUGCUCUUUUGAGGUCAAUAAAUAUUGCACCGAUAAUGUUCCCCUUGUCAAUAUGAUUUCUCCAUGCAGAAACUACAUCCUGAACCGCUUUUUCACAUGAUUUAUCUUUCCUAAACCCGAAUUGUUGUUCAGUCAAAAUUCCAUUCUUU
Molecule: messenger RNA, 1979 nt
Organism: Diachasma alloeum
Lineage: Eukaryota; Metazoa; Arthropoda; Insecta; Hymenoptera; Braconidae
Gene: grp
Product: serine/threonine-protein kinase grp
Exons: 8
Coding region: 323-1510 (395 amino acids)
Biological process (GO): mitotic G2 DNA damage checkpoint signaling; protein phosphorylation
Cellular component (GO): site of double-strand break; cytoplasm; nucleus
Molecular function (GO): protein kinase activity; ATP binding
Source: RefSeq, a predicted model, not a curated record